AUGACUUCUCUCAAAGUGACCAAGAAGUCUCAAAUGAAGGCCGCUCAAUAUGACACCGACUCCCCGGAGCAUUUAUGGACAGCCGCCGAGGAAGCCACCUUCCAGGAGGAGUGUUGGGUAGAUGCCGAGGAAGGUUCGAUGUACGAGUCAAUAGAGGAAGCGCUUAGCUGUCAAAAGUGCACUCUCUGCAUCACAGAAGACAUCAUGCGCGUUGACAUUAAGAAUGGUACAUACGACACAAGCAAGUACCCGCCAUCUUUCUCAAACCCCAGCACACGAGAUGAUGACAUCUCACCAUUUGACACCUCCACUCCAAAAAACAACCUAUCCCACUGGACAGUCAUCACAAUCCCACAGCACCAGCGAUACUAUGAGCUCGUGGAGAAAAACUUGAACAACAGAAUUGAUGCCGAGGAUACUGCUGAUCCAGAGCUCGCAAUCCUCUUCGCUCAUUACCAAGUCGACUACCAUAUCCAGCAACACUACCUUGCACGCCGGGGUAUUCUAACAAUGUGCCGUGAUUCGAAAGACAUGCGCGCAUUAUGGAAAUGGCAAUGGCAGAUGAGCAUGACGGACGCCGGACUUGAGCAGAACAGUAAUGAUCAACGACCCUGGCCGAAUGGUUCCCGACGGGUAGACUGGCCCAACGAUGACAAUCUGCAGAUGCUUCAUGCAACAAUUCUAUGGAAGAAAUCGUGGAGGGCGAGAAAGGAGCACUUGGAGCAAGUGAGGAUUAAGUGGGCAGCGAUUAUGGAGGAGAGGCGGAGACAGAGAGAAGCCCUACUCGCGAAGCAGGCGGCAUCAAUGAUGAGAGUGAAGCUUUAUUGCGGCGGAGAAUUGAUCGAGGUGAGAGAGUUGAAGCGGAUGGCUUCUUCGGAGCGUAUCUUCCGAGCCAAGAGGAACUUUAGUUUGUGGGUUUAA
Penicillium malachiteum is the source of this 921-nucleotide messenger RNA. RefSeq lists its product as uncharacterized. The coding region runs from base 1 to 921 and encodes 306 amino acids. The transcript is spliced from 2 exons. Lineage: Eukaryota; Fungi; Ascomycota; Eurotiomycetes; Eurotiales; Aspergillaceae. The record is from RefSeq and is a predicted model, not a curated record.